Messenger RNA from Geodia barretti, 3037 nucleotides. Lineage: Eukaryota; Metazoa; Porifera; Demospongiae; Tetractinellida; Geodiidae. The record is from the annotation of a GenBank genome assembly.
AAAUGGCGAUUGGUCGAAUGAAUGCCGUUGAAGUCAGCUGUUACUUCUCGCCCUUCUAGCACCCCCGACGCCCACCCCCGUUUGAAAGUAUCGCCAGGAGAGCCUAUUCGUGAGAGAGAAGCGUCUCAGUGUGAGUUGUAAUGAGAGGAACACACGAGAAAUGAGCUCAACGUUCGGCGACAAGAUAGAGGACUAUGACGUGUUGGACCUCCUAGGAAAGGGAGGGUUUGCCUGUGUGUACAGAGCUCGCAGCAAGAAAAAUGGACAAGAAGUUGCCAUAAAGAUGAUUGACAAGAAGCUGAUGCAGGCAGGGAGUAUGGUGGCUCGGGUGAGGAACGAGGUGGAGAUACAGAGCCGGCUGAAGCACCCAGCCAUUCUGGAGCUCUUUAACUACUUUGAGGACAACCACUACGUGUACCUGGUCCUGGAGGUCUGCCAGAAUGGAGAGCUCAACCGUUUCCUCCGUUCCUCUGGUCGCAGACUCACCGAAGAAGAAGCUCGCUGUGUGUUCUCACAAGUGGUGCAGGGCCUGCUCUAUCUUCACUCUCACAACAUCCUCCAUCGAGAUCUCUCGCUCUCUAAUCUUCUUCUCACCUCCAGCAUGGAUGCCAAAAUCUCUGAUUUCGGGCUGGCCACGCAGCUGAAAGGCCCCGGGGAGAAACACUACACCAUGUGUGGGACUCCAAACUACAUUGCUCCUGAGGUUGCGAGUCGACAAGCACAUGGACUGGAGUGCGACGUGUGGUCUCUGGGCUGCAUGCUCUAUACUCUACUAGUCGGCCAGCCUCCGUUUGAUACAGAUGGUGUGAAGGGUACCCUAAACCGAGUAGUUACUGGAGAUUUUCAUAUGCCAAGACAUCUGUCAGUUGAAGCACAGGACCUUAUCUCUAGUCUACUGAAGAAGAAUCCUUCUCAGAGAUUGACGCUCUCCCAGAUAUCCAAUCAUCCCUUCAUGAGCCAGCCACGCCCACCAAUUACAGCGCCUGCCUCCCUGGGUUCCCUGGACAGCGGACACGCCACCAUGACCUCCACCUCCUCCCCUCACACCCCGCACUCCUCACCCCUCACCGCCAGCACCAGAGGUCCACUGAGAGCAACAAUCAGACCUCGCGGACUCCCUGCCUCACACCCUCCCUCCACACUCACCACUUCCUCACACCCUCUCUCCGCUCUCUCAACUCACAGACGGAGCCGCAGUGUCGACUCUAUUCGUCCCAAAUCCGAAGCCACACCCACCAAUUACUCACAGCAGCCUCACACCCUCUCUUCUCGUCGCUCUCCACUGCACUCUAGCACUGAGAACAUGGCUAACACGCGCGCUUAUAAUUCUAGCACGCGUGUUAACCACUGGAAUGAGGGGAGGAUUUCUGGAGGCAGUAAUAAAGAAAACAGAUCAAUGAGAGGUGGAGGGGGGCAAAAUGGUGGAGAAAAUUCGGCCCCCUUGAAAACUAGGGGUUCCACUGGUGGUGGUAUCCCAUUCAAGGAUCGGACAAACACGUCUCAGAAUAUGGGACAGCAGGGGGAGAGAAAGACGGGGAGCAGGGGAAUUCCCUGAGUGAGCUGACUCCGCCCCUCAAUGCCGCCCGACUCCGCCCAAUUCGUCAGAGCACUCGGACAGCCACGGUGUCCAUCACAGAUGGAACGGAAGGUGGUCCUCCAUUUCACUGGCAGGAAACCCCACGAUAGUCAGACUCCUUCCUCGACUGUAUCGGGAGAGAUUCUUCAGAUCUCUCAGAAUGGAAUGGACGUGGAGAUACUGAAGCCGCUCCACUCGUCCCGCAGUCUCCACAAGCCGUCAGAGGAGCACGAAGGGUUCUGUCUCCACGCCAGCCACACCUACCACGACCUCCCUCCCCGCUACUGGAAGAAGUACCAGUACGCGGCUCACUUUGUCUCCCUCGUCCGCUCAAAGACUCCCAAGAUCACCCUCUACUCUGAGCGAGCCAAGUGUAUGAUGAUGGAGAAUGCACCGAGCCCUGACUUUGAGGCCUGUUUCUACUCCGGAGCCAAGAUCCAUGUGGGGGGUUCAAAGGUGAGGUGUAUCGAGGACUCGGGGAACAGCUAUACUCUUGAGGAGUGGAGUCAGUCAGGUCCCUGACACUAUUGCCCCCUUCUACCAACACGUGCUCCUGUGUCAGGAGAGAUGUCGGAGUGUGGAGCAGGCCAUAUCCGGCUUAGAGAAACAGAGUCCAGGAGAUUCCUUCUUCCCAGUCACCAUUGGCAGGAGACCUGCGGUCUCAGUCGAUGUUUGCAAGCCACAGACCACCACCUUUUCCUCGUCCUUCCUCCCUCCCCUCACCUCCUCCAUUGCUCCCCACCAGCAGCACACCAGUCCAUCAGGACUCACCGACGUCUGUCAAACCUCUCCCUCCAUCAUCAAUGUACAGAUGUCCAACCAGAGCACGCCUCUUGACUCCACCCACAAGUCUGUGAGGCCCCGCCCCAAUGGGUGGAGUCACUCGGACAAGUCAAUGAGCUCAGUGAUCGGAGUAAAACGGAGUAAGCCCCGAGCACUCAGCGAUACCAUUGGCCAACACCCCAAUCCUACUGCCAUCCUCAAAUCUGUCUUUGUUCAGAACAUUGGCUGGGCCAUGCAGAUGGCUACUGGAGAGGUGUGUGUCAACUAUGGAGAUGGUAGUCAGCUGAAGCUGGCGUCCUCUGCCUCAUCUGGUGGGACUGUCACUUACGUCGAUGCCAGCGGACAAGAAACACGGUACGGAAGGACUAGUGCCAUUCCUGAUGGUGUGAGGAGACGACUGCAUCACAUGCCACAAGUCAUCAAUAAACUAGCCUCUUUUGAUAUUUAGCUCACUAUUAUCAUUAUUAUCAGCCACUUUCUCAUGUCGCAACUGUGCAGCAUUUUGAUAUCAUCAUCGAUCUCAUGAUUAACGAUAUUCAAGGAGGGCUCUAUUUAGAGUCAUCGUGCAGAGCUAUGAUUACGUGCGUGGAUAGUAUUAUACGUACGUGACGUACGUUGCUGGGAUCGCGGGAAGACCAAGCUUCUAACCCUCGGCGCGCAUGCGCAGCGAUGUUACAG